This is a messenger RNA of Puccinia triticina, 621 nucleotides long. RefSeq lists its product as uncharacterized. The record is from RefSeq and is a predicted model, not a curated record. The transcript is spliced from 2 exons. Bases 1 to 621 code for a protein of 206 amino acids. Lineage: Eukaryota; Fungi; Basidiomycota; Pucciniomycetes; Pucciniales; Pucciniaceae.
AUGGCGAUACCUCCCAAGAAAACUUCCAGCCAGCAAGAUCCAUCAUGGAAACGCUCGAAAGGAUUCAGGAUAGGGAAGAACAAACCAGGGGUAUCCCAAUCGGUUUAUCUCGGAAAAGCCGAAAAGAUCAAAAAGACAUUGAUACAUAAAGCCAAGUUGAAGAAACAGCGUGCAAAGGAACUCGUCAAGGCAGGCUAUAGCGCCAGCUCGGACCGAACGCCCGAAAGCCGAACCGCUGAUAACGAAGAAGAAGAGCAGCCUUCGGAGAGGGCAGAUCGUCGGGAUAGCCAACCAGGACCUGCAAGUUCUCGAAGGCCGCAAAACAACCCCAAACCCCCCACACGCCCCGCAAACACCUCCAAACAUCCGUCGAACCAACCCAAUCAACAGUCUCCGAAAGCCUCCGCCCAAGUCCCUCACAGCUCUUCCAGUUCUACCUUAAUGGAACCAAAUCCUCAAUCAGCCAGGAGGGGAAGACACCAAGAUCAUCGCUCCAACAAUCUUCACAAGAAUCCUAUCAAGCCUCCGAAAGCUAGGAUCCAGCAUGCUAACGGCCAACCCAAACUAUCCCAUCGUGUCUCCAAGAUCUUGAGUAAAUUGGAGCGUGAGAAGGAUCAAUAG